Molecule: messenger RNA, 988 nt
Organism: Lethenteron reissneri (Far Eastern brook lamprey)
Lineage: Eukaryota; Metazoa; Chordata; Hyperoartia; Petromyzontiformes; Petromyzontidae
Gene: BANF1
Product: BAF nuclear assembly factor 1
Biological process (GO): chromosome organization
Cellular component (GO): nucleus; condensed chromosome
Molecular function (GO): DNA binding
Source: RefSeq, a predicted model, not a curated record
GUGAAUUUAAAUAUUGGUCGGUUGGUCGCGGGCGUCCACGUGACACGCAUCGCGCCAAUCAGAGAAGCAGGCGAGCUCGGGGGGGGUCUCCGUGAGAGGAUCAGCCGCGGAGAUGUCGUCCACCUCGCAGAAGCACCGCUCCUUCGUGGCAGAGCCCAUGGGAGAGAAGCCGGUGACGGCGCUCGCCGGCAUUGGCGACACCCUGGGGGGACGGCUCAUCGAACAGGGCUUCGACAGGGCAUACGUGGUGCUGGGCCAGUUUCUGGUUCUCAAGAAGGAGGAGGAGCUCUUCAAGGAGUGGCUCAAGGAAGUCUGCAAUGCUAACUCCAAGCAGUCGUCGGACUGCUUCACUUGCCUGCGCGAGUGGUGCGACGCCUUCCUGUGAGGCGCCCGUCGUCACGGCGGCCCGUCGCUGUGCGUUUACCCUCAGAAAUGUCACCACCGCCGCCUCCUCCUGCGCUCACCGCUCACUCGCUUGUUUUGCUGCCCGGAGUGAGGCUUGGUUGCUCACUCCACCCCGCUCCCCAUGCGAUCCCGGCGAUGCCGGUUCACUCGCCUACUUAGUCAUUCACUGUGGCGAUGCUCGCCCACACACCGACCGCACGUCGUUCCACACGCUCACCCACCGCUCGCUCGACCACGCAUCCACCGCUUGCUCGUCCACGCACUCGCCCACCACUUGCUCGCCCAUCCGCAGAUUUACCGACCGCUCGGUCAGACACCCACACACUCGCCUCUCGCCCGCUCACUUGCCCACACACUCACCCACCGCUCGCUCACACCCACCGCUUGCUCGCCCACAUACUCAGCCACCGCUCGCUCGCACACCCACUCGCCGCUCGCUCCCACGCCCACUACUCGCUCGCUGUUUCGCCCACACACCCACCGCUCCCUUGCACACUCUCCCACUGCUCGCUCAAACACCCACACACCCAGCCACCGCUCGCCCACACACUCGCCCACCGCUCGCCUGCACAUCCGCACUCGC